This is a messenger RNA of Esox lucius (northern pike), 1600 nucleotides long. RefSeq names its product golgi SNAP receptor complex member 1 (gene gosr1). NCBI's taxonomy places the organism in Eukaryota, Metazoa, Chordata, Actinopteri, Esociformes, Esocidae. Gene Ontology annotation, biological process: endoplasmic reticulum to Golgi vesicle-mediated transport; vesicle fusion. Gene Ontology annotation, molecular function: SNAP receptor activity. Gene Ontology annotation, cellular component: Golgi membrane; Golgi medial cisterna; cis-Golgi network. The record is from RefSeq and is marked provisional.
GGACAACAAAGAUGGCAGGAGGAAGCAGCAACUACUGGGAAGAUUUGCGGAAGCAGGCCCGACAGCUGGAGAAUGAGCUGGAUCUGAAGUUGGUGUCUUUCAGUAAACUGUGUACCAGCUACAGCAGUUCUAGAGAUGGCCGUAGAGGCGACAGCAGUUCUGAUACUACUCCCCUCCUCAACAACUCGACUCAGGACAGAAUGUUUGAGACCAUGUCUGUGGAGAUUGAACAGCUGCUAGCCAAACUCACAGGGGUGAAUGACAAGAUGGCCGAGUACACGAGCACGCCGGCGGUGACGUCCCUCAACGCAGCCCUGAUGCACACCCUUCAGAGACACCGAGACAUCCUGCAGGAUUACACUCACGAAUUCCACAAAACCAAAGCCAACUUCCUUGCCAUCCGGGAGAGGGAAGACCUGCUGGGGUCUGUCCGGAAAGACAUUGAGACAUACAAGAGUGGCUCAGGAGUGAACAACAGAAGAACAGAACUCUUUCUGAAGGAGCACGAACACCUGAGAAAUUCAGACCGGCUGAUGGAUGAUACAAUAAGUAUUGCUAUGGCGACCAAGGAGAACAUGACAUCCCAGAGAGGGCUGUUGAAGUCCAUACAGAGCAGGGUCAACACCCUGGCCAAUCGUUUCCCAGCCAUUAACAACCUCAUCCAGCGAAUCAACCUGCGGAAGAGGCGGGACUCUCUGAUUCUGGGUGGAGUGAUCGGAAUUUGUACCGUCCUUCUGCUGCUCUACGCCUUCCACUGAUGACUGACAGCCUGGCUGACCAAGUGUUCCACUGCGUUGGUGGCAUGGGAAUCUGAACUCUGAAGAACGGGCUAAAGUGAUUGGAGGCUGCUGAGCAGACAGAUGAACAGACACCUGCUUUGUCCAGUUGGAUAAGUGAAUUGAUGGAGGCCAGCAGGGAAUACCUAAUUUGUAUUUAGCAGUGGGAGGGGAGGAGGAGGAGGAGGUGCGAUGUUUGGGUGGAUGAGAUGAGAAAGAGAAGUAUCUUUUCCUUUUAGUUUUUUCUUCCUUUUUUUCCUAAGUAAUGUUCUGUUCAACUACAGCUCUGGUUAAGGGAAUGGAGACCAAAUGUACUAAUAGGAUUCUGUAUAUAUAACACUUCCUUCCGAGAAGAUCUGGAAAGCUCUGAAGACGGCGGACACUGAAUAGAGACUGUUUGUUGUCCGUGUUGUUUAUUUCUGAGUUUGAAGGAUUUUUAGUUGAAUGGUCCUUUUUUAGUUACAGGGGAUUUGGAGGUUCAUCCUCAUUAUGGGCUGUACAAUGUGCAUUAUUAAUAAAUUAUUCAUAUACAUUAUGUACAUGUACAAGGUGUGUGAUACUAGGCACUAAAUGUUUUGUUUUUAAUAUGCCUUAUUUGACCUUUGACUUGUUGAGCAGUGGUUGCCGUUGAAGACCAAUGACAUUGUCCUGAUUGGAUGACUUCACUGGCGUUGUACUUCUUAUAACAGUGGCCACAUACAGGCUUGUUGUCAAACCAAAUCUAUGACAGUCUUUCACUUCUUUCCACCUACAUCCUAUAGAUCCUCAGUUGGCCUGCAUUUGUCAAUUAUUGGGGGUGGUGCAUAUGAAAUUGUUUUUCAAUA